AUGACUAUUCUUCCAGAAACAUACAUCGGAAGCCCUCGGCAUAUGCACGAAUAUGCUCAAGAUGCCAUGUCGUAUGUUCGUCAUCAUGGUACAGCAGAUUUGUUCAUCACAUUUACAUGCAAUCCGCAAUGGAUAGAAAUCAAUCAGGAGUUAUUCUCUGGGCAAUCACCCAUUGAUCGUCAUGAUAUUACAGCCAGAGUCUUUAGACAAAAGUUGAAAUCUUUAAUGGAUUUCAUCGUAAAACAUAAUGUGUUUGGUGAGACACGCUGCUGGAUGUAUUCUGUGGAGUGGCAGAAACGAGGAUUGCCACAUGCACACAUUUUGAUUUGGUUGGUUGAAAAUAUAAGGCCAAAUGAAGUUGAUGCAGUGAUAUCAGCUGAAAUCCCUAAUGUACAAGUAGAUCCUGGAUUGCAUGAGGUAGUUAUCAAAAACAUGAUACAUGGUCCCUGUGGAACUCUUAAUCAAAAUUCACCGUGUAUGAUGUAUGGUAAAUGUUCAAAACGAUAUCCACGGACAUUAAUAUCGGAAACAAUUACUGGUAAUGACGGUUAUCCAUUGUAUCGUCGCAGAUCGACAGCAGACAAUGGAAAAUCAACAAUUGUCAAAUUAAAUCAACAAGAUAUUGAAAUAGAUAAUCGUUGGAUUGUUCCAUAUUCACCCAUUUUAUCAAAGACAUUCAAAGCACACAUCAACUUUGAAUUUUGCCAUCCAGUGAAAUCUAUUAAAUACAUUUGCAAAUAUGUAACCAAAGGGAGUGAUAUGGCUGUGAUUGGAAUUGGUGCAGAGAAUUCAAAUGAUGAAGUUACCCAAUACCAAAUGGGCCGCUAUGUCAGUAGUAAUGAAGCAGUUUGGCGAAUAUUUUCUUUUCCUAUUCAUGAGAGACACCCUUCUGUUGUUCACUUAGCUGUGCAUUUAGAAAAUGGACAAAGAGUGUAUUUUACAGCACAGAACGCAGUACAAAGAGCUGCUCAGCCACCAUCUACUACAUUAACCAGUUUUUUUGAGACAUGCCAAAACGAUGAUUUCGCACAAACAUUGCUAUAUUCUGAAAUGCCAAAAUAUUAUACCUGGAAUCAAUCCUCAAGGAGAUUUAUACGACGGAAACAAGGAAAACCAGUUCCAGGAUAUACAGAUGUAUAUUCCACCGAUGCGAUUGGCCGGAUUUAUUCAGUACAUCCAAGCAAUGAUGAAUGUUUUUACUUACGACUGCUAUUAGUCAAUGUACAUGGCCCAACAUCAUUCCAACAGUUACGAACUGUUGAUGGUGAAUUGUGUGUAUCCUACAGAGAAGCCUGUCAACGUUUGCAAUUGCUUGAAAAUGACGCUCAUUGGGAUCAAACUCUCAAUGAUGCUGUAAUAUCAUCACACGCUCAUCAAAUACGAACAUUGUUUUCUAUAAUAAUAUCUACAUGCUUCCCAUCAAACCCAAUUGAUUUGUGGAUCAAGUACAAAGAUUAUAUGUGUGAUGAUAUUUUGUAUCAAAUACAGAAUAGAAUGGGAAAUCCAAAUAUACAAAUCAGUGAAGAAAUUUACAAUGAAGCAUUGAUUUCAAUUGAGGACAUGUGCUUGAUAAUGUCAAACAAACUAUUAAUUCAAUUAGGCCUGACCGCGCCCAAUCGUCCAAUGCAUGACGCUUUUAACCAAGAGUUGCAUCGAGAAAGACUGUAUGAUCUCAACGCUUUGAAAGAAUUAAUUCAAACAAAUCUUCCACUGUAA
Messenger RNA from Aphis gossypii (cotton aphid), 1716 nucleotides. RefSeq lists its product as uncharacterized. The transcript has a single exon. The record is from RefSeq and is a predicted model, not a curated record. The coding region runs from base 1 to 1716 and encodes 571 amino acids. Lineage: Eukaryota; Metazoa; Arthropoda; Insecta; Hemiptera; Aphididae.